Messenger RNA from Gilbertella persicaria, 3115 nucleotides. Its product is annotated as valyl-tRNA synthetase. Gene Ontology annotation, molecular function: valine-tRNA ligase activity; ATP binding; aminoacyl-tRNA deacylase activity. NCBI's taxonomy places the organism in Eukaryota, Fungi, Mucoromycota, Mucoromycetes, Mucorales, Choanephoraceae. The coding region runs from base 22 to 2985 and encodes 987 amino acids. The transcript has 5 exons. The record is from RefSeq and is a predicted model, not a curated record. Gene Ontology annotation, cellular component: cytosol. Gene Ontology annotation, biological process: valyl-tRNA aminoacylation.
CUUUUUUUUCUCUUUAUUAUUAUGUCUGACUUGAAGGAAGAAAAGCAAGCUCCUGCUGCCCCUACUGCCGAACUUGAUCCUGCCGCUGCCGCUAAGAAGGCUGCCAAGGAGGCCAAGAAUAAGGAAAAGCAAGCUGCUAAAAUGGCCAAAUUUGCUGCCAAACAAGCCAAGCUCAACGAAGCUAAAAAGACUGCUGAGCCCAACCCUGAAAAGAAAAAGAAAAAGGAAGUUAAGACUCCUGCUCCCGUCUUUAUAAACAAGACUCCCAAGGGUGAAAAGAAGGAUAUGUCCGAACCUCUUGCCAGUGCUUAUGAUCCUCGCGCUGUUGAAAGCGCUUGGUAUGAUUGGUGGGUCAAGGAAGGUUACUUCAAGCCUGAAUUUGGUCCUGACGGUAAACCUAAGGUUGAAGGUACCUUUGUUAUUCCUGCUCCCCCACCAAACGUCACCGGUUCUCUUCACAUUGGUCAUGCUUUGACUGUUGCUAUCCAAGAUGCUUUGAUUCGUUGGAACCGUAUGUUGGGCAAGACUGUCUUGUUCCAAAUGGGUACCGAUCACGCUGGUAUCUCUUGUCAAUCUGUUGUGGAAAAGAUGUUAUGGAAGGAAAAAAAGAUCACUCGCCAUGACCUUGGUCGUGAGAAGUUCAUUGAAAAGGUUUGGGAAUGGAAGGAGAAGUAUGGUGAUAGAAUUCAUACUCAAUUCCAACGUCUUGGUGCUUCUUUUGACUGGGACAGAGCUACUUUUACCAUGGAUCCUGGACCAUCUGCUGCUGUCACUGAAAACUUUGUUCGUCUUCACCGUGAUGGUAUCAUUUACCGUGCUAACCGUCUUGUUAACUGGUGUGUUGCCCUCAACACCACUUUGUCUAACUUGGAAGUUGAAAACAAGGAAAUUCCUGGUAGAACUUUGAUGCAUGUUCCUGGUUACGACGAAAAGGAAAAGUUCGAAUUUGGUGUACUUAACGAAUUCGCUUAUCAAGUCGAAGGUAGCGAUGAACGCAUCAUUGUCGCCACUACUCGUAUUGAAACCAUGUUGGGUGAUACUGCUGUUGCUGUUCAUCCUCAAGAUCCUCGUUACACUCACCUUCACGGUAAAUAUGUUGUCCACCCCUUCAUGGACCGUCGUAUCCCUAUUGUGUGCGAUGAUAUUGCUGUUGAUAUGAGCUUUGGUACUGGUGCUGUCAAGAUAACACCUGCUCACGAUUUUAACGAUUAUGAAGUUGGUAAGCGCCACAACUUGGAAUUCAUCAAUUUGCUGAAUGACAAUGGUAUCUUCAAUGAAAACGCUGGUCCUUACAAGGACAUGAAGCGUUUCCAUGUUCGUACAAAGAUUAUUGAAGACUUGAAGGAAAAAGGCUUGUUUAUUGGCUCUACUGAUAACCCUAUGGCUGUCCCUAUCUGUAGCAAGUCUGGCGAUAUCAUUGAGCCCAUGAUGAAGCCUCAAUGGUGGGUCAAGUGUAAGGGUAUGGCUGAAAAGGCUAUGCAAGCCGUCACUGAUGGUCAACUCAAGAUUGCUCCCAAGGUCUCUGAAGGCGAUUGGUUCCGUUGGUUGGGUAACAUCAACGACUGGUGUAUCUCUCGUCAAUUGUGGUGGGGUCAUCGUGUUCCUGCUUACUUUGUCAACAUUGAAGGUGAAGAACACAGCCAAACCGAUGAUGCCAUGUGGGUUACUGGUAGAAAUGAAGAAGAAGCCCGUGCUGAAGCUGAACGCAAGUUUCCUGGCAAGAAAUUUACUCUCGAACAAGAUCCUGAUGUCUUGGAUACUUGGUUCUCUUCUGGUUUGUGGCCCUUCUCUACUCAAGGUUGGCCCGAUCAAACCUUCAACAUGGAACACUUCUAUCCUGCUAGUCUUUUGGAAACUGGCUGGGAUAUUCUUUUCUUCUGGGUUGCUCGUAUGGUCAUGCUCGGCAUUCAAUUGACUGGCAAGGUGCCUUUCUCCGAAGUGUUGUGUCAUGCCAUGAUUCGUGAUGCCCAUGGUCGUAAGAUGUCCAAAUCCCUUGGUAACGUUAUUGAUCCUGUUGAUGUGAUUGAAGGUAUCUCUCUUCAAGGCCUUCAUGCCAAGCUUUAUGAAGGUAAUCUCGAUGUCAAGGAAAUCAAGAAGGCUGAAGCUGGUCAAAAGUCUGACUUCCCUAAGGGUAUUCCUGAAUGUGGUACUGAUGCCCUUCGUUUUGCUCUUUGUGCCUACACAACUGGUGGCCGUGAUAUUAACCUUGACAUUCUUCGUGUUGAAGGUUACCGUAAGUUCUGUAACAAGUUAUGGAAUGCCACACGUUUUGCCCUGAUGAAGUUAGGUGCUGACUUUAAGCCUUCUGAAUCUGCUGAACCUGCUGGCAAUGAAUCCUUGGCUGACAAAUGGAUCCUUACCAAGCUUAAUAGAUGUGCUGUUGAGCUCAACAAGUAUCUUGAAGAACGUAACUUCAUGAUGGCUACUAAUACUAUCCAUCAAUUCUGGCUCUAUGAUCUUUGUGAUGUUUAUAUUGAAGUUGUUAAGCCUAUCUGUGAUGCUGAUACUACUGGUGAUGAAGCUGCUACUGCUCGUAAGGUCACUGCUCAAAACACUUUGUACACUUGUCUUGAAGCAGGCCUUAAGCUUAUGCACCCUUUCAUGCCUUUCGUUACUGAAGAAUUAUUCCAACGUCUUCCUCGUCGUCCUAACCAUCCUGAAACUACCAUUGUCAAGGCUAAAUUCCCUGUUGAAAACAAGGCUUAUGACUUUGCUGAAGCCGAAAAGGAAUUCGAAGUUGUUUUUGAAGCUGUCAAGAGUAUUCGUUCUGUUGCUACACAAUUGAAUCAAAAGAAGAACAUUGUUGCUUCUGUUCAAACCAAGAAUGCCUCAUUCAAGAAGUUGUUUGAUGCUGAAACACAAUCCAUUGUUGCUUUGGCUAAGGGUGUUUCUGAAUUGACCAUUUUGGAUGAAAGCGCUGAAGCUCCUGCUGAUGUUGAAGCUGCUGCUGCUGGUGAAGAUGUUACUAUUUACAUUCGCAAGUAGAUUUUGUUUAUAUUUUAAGUUUAUGUAUGUUAGAAGAACAAUAAAAUGAAUAGAAAUAAAUGAAUGUUUGGGUUGAUUUCUGAGCUUAAAAAAGAGUACAAACAGUACCUUGCUCUUUUUUUUUUUCUCU